This is a messenger RNA of Phytomonas sp. EM1, 1207 nucleotides long. NCBI's taxonomy places the organism in Eukaryota, Euglenozoa, Kinetoplastea, Trypanosomatida, Trypanosomatidae. The record is from the annotation of a GenBank genome assembly.
GUGCUCUUUUUUUCGGUGGAAAUAGACGGAUAGCUCCGCUCCUAGAAGCGUAGAUGUAUCUACAUCAGUAAUAAACGGAUAGUUUUUUUUUGUUUUUCUGAAGUGCACAUUAUUAUACAUAUAUAGCUAUAUAUCUAUUAUCAAGUAUCAGUGGUCUAAUUUAAUAUCCUUAAAAACUGCACCUUUGCCUACGGGCUUCGAUUUAGUAAUCUCAGUUGAGUAUGGGGCUCUCUGAUAUUGACGAAGACGACCAGCCCGUCUCUAGGCCUCCGCCUAGGACGGCGACAGCGACGGCACAGCCGCCCAUGACUUCAUUCACCGUAGAGGGUACUUCGACGAAGACGAAUCGAACCGUGAAUUUGGAUGACCUGUUUAAUGAUCAAACUCCACAGAGCAAUGGAACAAGUUCUUCUGCACAACCUGCGGCAACUUCUCGCAAAGAAAGGUACGUCUCUAAUAGCCAACUGGAUGACUUAUUUAUGUCGGCCUUACCGAACUCUUCUUCCCAGUCUAACGAUCAUAUGACGGGGGAGCCCCGCAAAAAUACUAUAUAUGUGGAUUACAGCGACGCUGCAACCCAUGAAGAUAUUAACUUACUUGAUAUUUCCACCCAGGGUGAACGUUGUAAGUUUAACAACGCCGAAAGCCUCUUGGAUGGCUUUGAAGUGCAUGGAAGGAAGACGAAGACCAAGCCUUCUUCUGCUACCCACAACACUCUAAAGCAUUUGACGCGCAACAAGGAUGAAAACAAAAUAACGGCACGGCUGCUGUCACUCAUGAACUAUUACGACGUACUGGGCGUUUCUCACGACGCCACCGUUGAGGUGAUUCGGAGGCACUACAAACAGAAGGCCCUUGAGUUGCAUCCGGAUCGAGUAGGCCGUGAGCAAUCGUCCGAGGAGAUGGAACUAUUUAAGGUAAUUACGGAAGCUCAUGAGGUACUAACAGAUCCAGAAAGGCGGUCGAAAUAUGACAAUAAAUUGGAGUGUGAGGGCUUCAUUAGACCACGUCCGGCCGAUCCCUGGUAUUAGAAUACAAUUUCAGCGUUUAUUAGUCGCGGUUUGAAUUCAAAUUUUUGCAUCAAUUCGUAUUAUUGUUAUUAUUUUUAUUUCUCACUAUCUCAAAGGGACUCUUGCAUUCGUCUGUACGAGACGUUUAUUUACUCAGAUUUCAUAAUGUACCGCAAGAGCUUUACAGAUUAAAUGGU